Molecule: messenger RNA, 315 nt
Organism: Leptosia nina
Lineage: Eukaryota; Metazoa; Arthropoda; Insecta; Lepidoptera; Pieridae
Source: the annotation of a GenBank genome assembly
AUGUUUAGGAUUAUCUCCAAAUCUGACGUGUCUCGUGCGCUAGUUAUCGCUAGUAACUUUAUACGAGCUUUUGUGGUAGCCUCGAAAAGGAGCAAUAUCUCGUUGCUUAUAAUGAUAAGCGUCAUACCUACUAUGUUCAAGAAUCAAGACACGUGCCCUAAAUGUAUGAUUCGCGGUGUUACGUGGUAUUACGUGUUAUCUUGCCGUUAUGCAAGUCGCGCGGAACAAGUCGGCAACUACGGCAGCGAGCGCCGUGAGAAGCGGCGCACGCGCAGCUCUAUAAUACGCCGAUCUAACACAGCCGCUAACUGCUAA